GAGGCGGCCGCCAGCUGGCGCAUCGUCGCCCCGCAGUUCGGCUCCCGCUGCGCCUCGUGCUGCAAGCAGGUGCACGCCGGCGAGCCCAGGAUAGACGUCGGCACGCGGACGCGCCAGAACAAGCCGUGCUGCCAUCACGUCGGCUGCCUCGCUCCCCGCUGCGGGCCCCUGCAGCUGCUGCGCGGCUGGGACGCGCUUGCCGCCGGGGCGCGGUCGGAGGCGCUGUCGCUGGCUGACCCGACUGCGAAGGCUGCGCUGUCGGAGCUCGGGAGGAAGCGGCCCAUUGGCUGGUCGCCGGACCCCCCCGCCGAGCUGGUCGAGCCCGGCUACGGCCCGGAGCCCUCGUCCCCGAGCCGCGGCGGUGCGCGGAGGCGAUCGCCGCGGAGGGGCCGCCGGCGGGCCGCGGCGGCGAGGGCCGGCGGCGGCAGGGGCGCGGCGGAGAAGGG
Molecule: messenger RNA, 446 nt
Organism: Prorocentrum cordatum
Lineage: Eukaryota; Dinophyceae; Prorocentrales; Prorocentraceae
Source: the annotation of a GenBank genome assembly